This is a messenger RNA of Stylonychia lemnae, 1449 nucleotides long. NCBI's taxonomy places the organism in Eukaryota, Ciliophora, Spirotrichea, Sporadotrichida, Oxytrichidae. The record is from the annotation of a GenBank genome assembly.
AUGAAAUUGAUGGAGGCUAAAAAGGAAUCUGAUGAGGUAGAAGAGAAUGAAGAUAAAAAUUAUGGAGGAGUAAAAACAAGAAAAAAGCUUAAGGAUAUGUAAACUUAAAAAGAAUCUGUAAAACCAGAAAAAUUUGAAAAAAUCUAAUCUGAGCAAAUUUAGAUACCUAGAAAAUCUCACGAAAUUAAAAAAUCAAAUCUAUGUACAAACCCAAAUUCAAUUUAAAAAGCAUAGUUUUAAUAAAAAGAAGCUGAACAAAUUUUAAGUAAUAAAAUAACAAAUUAGUAAUAAUUGUAGUUGAUAAAUUAAUAUCAAAAUCAAAAAUAGUAAAUAAUUUUCCAACAAACUACUGAGCAGCAAAUUUAAUAAGCAGCUUAAUAUCAAAUGCUAAUGAAUGGAGUAAGUUAGGCUUAAUACAUGAUUCAUCAUGAUCCUAGCUUAAUAUUUACUUAACUCUUAACAUCUAUUCCAUUGAUGUAAUAGCAAUAAACUAUUAACUAGCUAUCAAUUGAAGCCUAAUAAAGAAUACAGUACAUUUAAUACCUCUUGCUUCAAGAUAAUAUCAACAAGGAGUAUCUAAAUAUUCUCUUGCUAAAUGAAGAUCCCAAUAUUCAAAGUAUGAUUCCACUAGUUAUAUUAUGGGGAUUAAACAUGUAAAAUAUCAGAGAUUAUGUUAUUUAUUUUAUGAAAUUUGGAGUUUAAAAUUCAAAUUACUCUAAGUUACAUAGAAAAAUAAGGAGCAGCAUUGACUAAUCGAGCCUAAAAGAUAUUAGAGAGGAUAUUUUUAUGGAAUUUUCAAACUAGUUUUUUGAAUUUCAAAAAAUUGUAUUGACAAAUCUCAAGGAAUUCUAGGAGAUUCCCUAGUUUUUAUUCAUAGGAUUCAAUUUUAUUUAGCUUGUUUACAGAGAUUACGAGAUAGGUUUAAUCAGGAAUUUUUGUAAAAAGUUGGUUGUAAAUAAACUUGUUUAGCUAAUCAAUAUGAAAAAUGACUUAGAUAUGGAAUGGGAUUAAGUAUAUGAUACCUAUAUAUUAUGCAGACUUAUUAGAAGACAUGGCUAUGGAGAGUAUGAAAAAAUAAUUAAUGAUUAACUCUGGGUAGCCACAAGACCCUAAUUUAUUCAAAAUCUGAUCAAACCAAACUAAAAUAUCACAGCUUUAAAUCAAUAUGUGAGUUUCCUCAAAACUCGAAAUGAAAAUGACAAUUUAAAAGAUGCUUAAAUACUGUAGCCAGCCUUGAGAGUGCCAAGGUUUAUUCUAUAUUAAAAACUUUCAGGUGUAUCAAUAAAAUAAGUUAAGGAGUAAUUUUUCAUAGACGAUUAAAAUCCUUAAACACUUGGAAAUGUAAUAGGAUUUAAUUCAUACAUAGAUGAGUAUUGUAUUGGAAGAAUGGAUCAAGAAGUGUAAUAGUUUAUUUAAAACAGAAGAAUAAUUGAGUGCAAUUAAAAUUGA